This is a messenger RNA of Paramecium octaurelia, 1044 nucleotides long. The record is from the annotation of a GenBank genome assembly. NCBI's taxonomy places the organism in Eukaryota, Ciliophora, Oligohymenophorea, Peniculida, Parameciidae.
AUGAAGAAACAUACAAAAUAUUUGGUGGAAAUACCUACUCAUGAAUAUUAAGAGAAUAAGGUCUAUUAUGUUAUGAAAGUAACAAAUUUAGAGACUAAUGAUUUCAAAGAAGUGAAAAAACGAUACUCUGAACUUGAAUCAAUACACUAUAAAAUUUUGGAAUGGAUCAACAUAUUCAAAAUUAGAAUCCCUUAGUUAUAAUUUCCAAAAAAAAAAAUCUUUUUUUUCAGCACUAAUCUAUCAGAAGAGAGUGUUAAUAAGCGUGUAUUUUCAUUCAUUAAUGUAAGAGAGCUGAAUUAUAAAAAUAUUUUAAUGAUGUCUUCUCACAUCCUGAAUUGCAAAGUUUGGGUUUAAUUGAAGACUUCAUUCCUGUGACUAAACACAGAAAACCACUUGAUUAGAGUCAAAUAUCUCAAAUUUCUAAUAAUUAAUGGUCGGAAAUUGAGGCAUUAAAGAAAUCUUUCUUAGCUAAACAUGAAAAUCAGGUUUUUUCAUUACCCAUAAUUAAGCCCCAACAAUAAAUUAAGUAAAAUAUAUUGUACAUUCAUUUAGAUAGCAAUACACUUUUAAGUUUUGUGAGCAUGGUUUCUAUGAUAAUUCAGCAAUCUACACUAUAGAAAUCACUGAUCAUUAUGCUAAUAAGAGUUGGAAAUUCAAUCAAAGAUACCAGGAUUUGAAAGAAAAUCAUAGAUAAUUGAGAAAAAUCUAGAUUUCAUUUGAACUACCAGAAUUUCCUCAUAAAAAAGUCAUAAAUUCCAUGGAUAAUAAUGAUUUAAAAGAUAGGAAAACCUAAUUAGAAGUCUAUCUCAACUCAAUAUUUAAGUACACUUGUCAUUCUACUCACUUAGAUAUUAUGAUUUAGUUUCAAGCAAUCUUAUGAUAUUUUUUAUUGCCAAAAGCCAAUUGGAUGGGAAUGAAAUUGGAUGUAGAUCGAAAGGUCCUUCAUAAACCACAUUAGAAAAUUCAAGUAUUAAAAGUUAAUCUAAUAUCUUGGAUUAAAAUGAUGACUUCGAUCCCAAACAACCGAGAAAAAUUACCUGUUGA